Messenger RNA from Acanthosepion pharaonis, 2031 nucleotides. The record is from the annotation of a GenBank genome assembly. Lineage: Eukaryota; Metazoa; Mollusca; Cephalopoda; Sepiida; Sepiidae.
AUGUCCUUUUGGGACUUCUUCAUUACAUUUUCUUUAUUUUCUAAUUUUCUUUCUCUCUUAUUCUCUGUAAAAUUAUUCAUUCAUUCGUUUUAUCUUUCUUCGUCCAUUUCUUUUCAUAUCGUUUUUUUCUGGUUUCAUAUAUUUUACAUUUUUCUUUUCUUUUUGUUUUUCAUUGAUUUCUACUUUUUUUCUAUCUUUCUUUUCUUUCUUUCUUUCUUUCUUUCUGUUUUUAUCUCUUUAAAAUUUUCCUUUGUCUUUUUUUUUUUUUCAUUGUUUUCUUCUUUCUUUCUGUUUUUCAUCCCUUUAACAUUUUCCAUUUCUUUUUCAUUUUUUACUCCUUUCUUUCUUUCUUUCUUUCUUUUUUUUUUCUUUCUUUCUUUAAAGUUUUUCUUUUCUGUUUCUUUUUCAUUGUUUUCUCUUUUCUUUCUUUAUGUUUUUUUUCUAUUUAACAUUUUCUUUUUGUUUUUCUUUUUCAAUACAGUUUCUUUCGUUCUUUUUUCUUUCCGCUUUUCAUUCACUGUCUUUUUUAAUUUUUUUAACGUUUUUGUUCUUUUUUUUCUUUUUGUCUCUCUUUCUUUCAUACUUUCUCCUAUUUUUCUUUCAAUAUUUUUCCUCUAUUUUUAUAUUUCUUCUUCAUUUACAUUUUCGAUCUAUUUUUUUCUUACUGUCAAUCUUUCUUUUAUUUUCCAUUUAGUACCGUUUAUUGCAUUAUUUAAUAUUUUUUUUUGUUUUCAUGUUUCAUAUAUCUUUCUUUCAUUCAUUACUUAUUUCUUUCCUUUUCAAUACUUUUUCUCUUCUUUAAAAUUUUUCUUUUUUUCUUGUAAUUUUAAACUCAAUACUAUUUCAUUCAUUAUUUUUUCUUAUGUCUCCUCGUUUCUUUUUCUUUUUAUUCGUUCUUUCUCAAUUUCAGUUUCACAUUUUCAUUCUUUCUUUUCUUCCUUUUUCUAUUUUUUCUGCUUUAUUUUUCUUUCUUUCUUUCUUUCUUUCUUUCUUUCUUUUUUUUUUUCUUUUUUUGCGCUCUCAUCCAUUCUUGCUCACUUUCACUUUUUAAUUCAUUCUUUUCUUCCUUUUUCUCUUUUUUCUUCUUUAUUUUUUCUUUCUUUCUUUCUUUCUUCUUUAUUUUUCUUUCAUUCUUUCUUUCUUUCUUUUUUCUUUCUUUCGCUCUCAUCCAUUCUUGCUCACUUUCACUUUUUCAUUCUUUCUUUUCUUCCUUUUACUCUUUCUUUCUUCUUUAUUUUUAUUUCCUUUUUUCUUUCUUUCUUUCUUUCUUUUUUUCUUUCUUUCUUUAUUUCUUUCGCUCCCAUCCAUUCUUACCGUUACACUUUUUCAUUCUUUCUUCUCUUUCUUUUUCUCUUUUUUCUUCUUUUUUUUUUGUUUCUUUCUUUUUUCUUUCUUUUUUUCUUUUUCUAUCUUUUUUUUUUUUUCUCUAAUCCAUUCUUGCUCACUUUCACUUUUUUCAUUCUUUUCUUUUUUUCUUUUUCUUUUUCUUUUCUUUUUCUUUCUUUCUUUAUUUUUCAUUCUUUCUUUCUUUCUUUCUUUUUUUUUUUUUUUUUUCGCUCACAUCCAUUCUUGCUCACUUUCACUUUUUUUCAUUCUUUCUUUUCUUCCUUUUUCUCUUUUCUUCUUCUUUUUUUCUUUUUCUUUCUUUCUUUCUUUUUUCUUUUCUUUCCUUUCUUUCACAUCCAUUUUUUGCUCACUUUCACUUUUUUUCAUUCUUUUCUUUCCUUUUUUUUCUUCCUUCUUUUUAUUUUUUUUUCAUUUUUUCUUCUUUCUUUCUUUUUUUCUUUCUUUCUUUCUUUCUUUCUUUCUUCCUUCUUUCAUCCAUUCUUUCUUUCACUUUCACUUUUCAUUCUUUCUUUUUCUUCCUUUUCUCUUUUCAUUUUUUCUUUAUUUUUUUUUUCUCUUUUUUCUUUUUUUUCUUUCUUUCUUUCUUUCUUUCUUUCUUUCUUUCUUUCUUGUGCUCUCAUCCAUUCUUGCUCACUUUCACUUUUUCAUUCUUUCUUUUCUUCCUUUUUCUCUUUCUUUCUUUAA